Molecule: messenger RNA, 894 nt
Organism: Adineta ricciae
Lineage: Eukaryota; Metazoa; Rotifera; Eurotatoria; Adinetida; Adinetidae
Source: the annotation of a GenBank genome assembly
AUGAGUCGAUUUCAUCAAAUUAAUACCCUCAUCUAUUUGGAAGUCAAACCAGCUUUGAAAAAUCAAAUCAUUCGAGAACUUAAGGUCCUGCAUCAAUGUAAUUCACCGUACAUCGUCGGUUUCUACGGAGCGUUUGCUGUGGAAGCUCAAAUUAGUAUUUGUAUGGAAUAUAUGGAUGGUGGUUCAUUAGAUUUAAUUUUGAAAAAAGUGAUGCGUAUACCAGAGAAUAUUCUUGGUAGAAUAACCGUCGCUGUUCUUCGCGGUUUAAGUUACUUACGAGAGCGACAUCGUAUAAUGCAUCGAGAUAUUAAACCAUCGAAUAUUCUUGUCAAUCAUCAAGGUGAAAUCAAACUAUGUGAUUUUGGUGUUAGCGCCCAGUUAAUCGAUUCGACAGCGCUAACAUUCAUCGGUACACGUUCAUACAUGUCUCCCGAACGACUUGAAGGUACACAUUAUGGAGUGAUGAGUGAUAUUUGGUCAUUGGGUCUUUCACUCGUGGAAAUGGCCGUUGGCCGAUAUCCUAUCCCACCUCCAUCAACGGAAGAUAUCGUUAAUUUAUUCAAAGAAGAUCCUCAAGGAAACCGACCACGACCAGAAGGUUAUGGUAGCUACAGAGGCUUGGCUAUUUUCGAGCUGAUGGAAUGGAUUGUCAAUGAAGCACCUCCGACAUUACCUCGUUCACAUUUUUCAGCUGAAUUUUGUGAUUUUAUUGAUCGUUGCUUGAAAAAGAGCACAUCCGAACGAGCUGACUUGAACUCACUUUUAAAUCAUUCAUUCUACAAACGAUAUGAAACCGAAAGUGAUAAUCAAGAUGUAGCCGCUUGGAUUCGGCAAGUCUGUCGAACCGAGUCCGAUGGCACCAACGAUAAUAAUCAUCGACGUGUUGGUACUUAA